AUGGCAACGCAGGUGGAUGAAUCUAUCGUCAAACCUGACCCAAAAGUGGUGGGGAAUGCCUUUGCAGAGCAGUACUACAACACUUUAUCCAAGUCUCCAGAGCUGCUUCAUAACUUUUACAAUGACGCAAGCCUGAUUGGCAGGCCAGGCUCAGAUGGUUCGGUGUCUCCUAUUUCAACUUUAGAGGAGAUUAAAAAAUUGAUCCUUUCUCUUGAUUAUAAGAAUUGUGUAGUCGAGAUACAGACUGUUGAUUCUCAGGAAUCUUAUAAGAAUGGGGUAAUUGUGUUGGUUACUGGUUUCUUUGCUGGAAUGGACAGCUCUAGACAAAAAUUUACGCAAGCAUUCUUCUUGGUCCCACAAGAUGAUGGGAGAAGAUACUUUGUUUUGAAUGAUAUUUUUAGAUAUGUGGAAGAAUCCGAGAAUAAGAAAAUUAAUGAUGCAGACAAUAUUGUUCCAACUACAUCUGUUACCCCAUGUCCUGAGCCAACCUCUGCUCCUAAUCAUUCCUCUGUCUCUGCCAAUGUGUCUACUACUUCGGAGGAUGGUGGUGAUCAAGCCAAAGAAUCUGGUCAUCCCUUGGACAAUGGGGAGAUUCCCACUUCUGAGAAAGAGAUUGUUGUUGAGAGAGAGGUUGUUAUUGAGGAGGAGGUUGUUACCACUCAGAAUGAUGCUGACCCAGUUUCUGAGGCGGUUGUUAGUGUCCAGGAGGAUGCCCCCAAGAAGUCUUAUGCAUCAGUGGUCAAUGCAUUGAAUUUCAAAACGCAACCAUUUCAACAGAGGGUUUCACCUGUGAAACCUGUGAAACAGUCACGUAUAGCUGUACCACCUGUGGCUUCUUCUCGCCAAACAGGUUCUCCUCGCCCUCACAGCAAUAAGGUUGUGGAAAUGAACAACAAUGCUGCAGUUGAGGGUUACUCCAUAUUUGUCGCAAAUUUGCCUAUGGAUGCUACUGUUGACCAGCUUGUACAGACUUUUACAAGAUUUGGGGUCAUUAAACCUAAUGGUGUGCAAGUCAGAAGUUAUAAGCAAGAUAAGAACUGUUUUGGCUUCGUGGAAUUUGAAUCAGCUGAUUCUGUGGAGAAGGCCGUUGAGGUCUCUACUGUUACAAUUGGCACUCGAACAGCACAUAUUGAGAGAAAGAAUGCCAAAAAUGGUGGUGAAAAGCACCCUGCAAGAAAGGGUGGUUUUAGGAAUGAUAAUUUUAGGAGCCGUGGAAACUUAAAUGGAGGCCGUGGCUAUGGCAGAAAUGAUUUUGAGAAUCAGGGUGCAGUCUCUGGUCAAGCUCGAGGCACCACUGGACGCAAUGGAGAAGCUAACAAGAAAGUUUAUCAGAAUGGGGGAGCUAGAGGUCCCCGUCAAGCUCAAGCUGGAAAGAACUAG
This is a messenger RNA of Dovyalis caffra, 1380 nucleotides long. The record is from the annotation of a GenBank genome assembly. NCBI's taxonomy places the organism in Eukaryota, Viridiplantae, Streptophyta, Magnoliopsida, Malpighiales, Salicaceae.